UCCCGAGCAUCAGAUCCAGUUGUCGUUUGGCAGUGGAUGAGCGAAGCAAUGAAGCGGCUAACAUUCGUGACCGGCUGUUUGCUGGCCUUGGCAUUCGCCAAAGCCGGUUCUUAUCAUGAAUUCGAGCUGUACAACGUGCGCCCGGAAACGGCGGAACAGCUGUCGGUGCUGCUCAAGUGGCGCAAUGGGCAGGAGAUUGAGGUGGACUUUUGGGAUGCACCGAAGGUGGGCCGUAGCGCACGCCUCAUGGUGACCAGGGAGGAUCACAAACGGGUGGAAGAGUUCCUGGAGCAGCACGACAUCGAGUACGAUCUGGUGGCGGAGGAUGUGCAGGAGUUGCUGAAUCGCGAGCAGCGGCGUAAUGUGGAGCACGGUCGGCGUGUGAGGCGUGACUCGAAUUCGCGUGCCACUGUUAAUUUCGAGCACUUCUGGACGCUGGACGAGAUCUACGAAUAUCUGGACGAGCUGGCGGUGGCGUACAAUGGGCUGGUGCGCGUCUCGGAGAUCGGUCGUACGCAUGAGGAUCGCCCCAUCAAGGCCAUCACAAUCUCGACCAGGGGUGCAGUCGAUCAGACCCGUCCGAUUGUGUUUAUGGAUGGAGGUAUUCAUGCCAGAGAAUGGGCCGGCGUGAUGUCGGUCAUGUACAUGAUCCACGAGUUUGUGGAACACUCGGACCAGUACGCCGAGCAGCUGUCCAACACGGACUACGUCAUCGUGCCGGUUGCGAACCCGGACGGGUACGUCUACACCCACGAGCAGAACCGUCUGUGGCGCAAGAACCGUUCGCCGGGCAAUGUACUGUGCUACGGCGUGGACCUGAACCGCAACUUCCCCUUCCAGUGGGAUCGUACGACGAGUGAGUGUACGAACAACUUUGCCGGCCAUGCCGCUUCCUCAGAAAACGAAACCAAAGCACUGGUCGGACUGAUGGAUCAGUAUAAGGCCGCCAUUCGCAUGUACCUGGCGGUGCACACGUACGGCGAGAUGAUUCUGUGGCCGUGGGGUUACGAUUUCCUGCACGCCCCGAACGAGGACGAUCUGCAGCGGUUGGGCGAACGGGCACGCGAUGCACUGGUGGCGGCCGGCGGGCCCGAGUACGAGGUGGGCAAUUCGGCCGACAUUCUGUACACGGCUUCCGGGGCGACGGACGACUACGCGUACAGCCUGGGCGUGCCGUACUCGUACACGCUCGAGCUGACGGGCGGCGGAUCGCAAGGGUUCGAUCUGCCCGCGGCCGAGCUGGCGCGCGUUACCUCGCAGACGUUCGAGCUGCUGAAGGUGUUCGGGCAGCAUGCGGGCACACUGUCGGUGACUUCGUAAAGGGAAGGGUGUGUGUGUGUGUGUGUGUGUGCUAAUCAGCCAGAUGUCCGAUGUGCGUUGAUUGAUUAUCAAUUGUACCAGCAAAGUCGUUGCUAUUGAGCAGUCGCAAUAAAUCAACCAUUGUAGCAGUUACGCUAUCGCGCUCUGCUUUGACAUUGCAA
Anopheles merus is the source of this 1481-nucleotide messenger RNA. Its product is annotated as carboxypeptidase B-like. The transcript has 4 exons. The record is from RefSeq and is a predicted model, not a curated record. NCBI's taxonomy places the organism in Eukaryota, Metazoa, Arthropoda, Insecta, Diptera, Culicidae. Bases 37 to 1320 code for a protein of 427 amino acids. Gene Ontology annotation, biological process: proteolysis. Gene Ontology annotation, molecular function: metallocarboxypeptidase activity; zinc ion binding.